This is a messenger RNA of Vitrella brassicaformis, 2548 nucleotides long. Lineage: Eukaryota; Vitrellaceae. The record is from the annotation of a GenBank genome assembly.
AGGAAAGCUUUGCUCUGUUGUUGGUACCAAACUAUCGUUGUCGGUUGUCGAAAGCGAACCGGGCUCAGCACGGCGAGCAAUUUCCGAGCAGUGCGGGCACCGUCCGUCAGUCAUGGUUCGGAAGGUGAGUGUGCACCGAUGCAGUCAGUGCAUGAGGCGAGGAAUGCAUGGCAUUGCACAUACUGACGAACGGGAAGGCAGAAAGGAACGCACAACCAUGCAUGCAGUCCUCAGGGCGUUUUAUUCCUCGACAGUGCAAUGUUGCGUCGACUCCUGGGGGAUUCACACUCUAUGGAUUCUGUUUGGUUUGUGUGGCCAUUGUUGCAUCAGGGAGGCGAGAAGGGCUAUGACGCGCCGGUCCGCACCAAGAAGACCACCACCAAAACAAAUGGGCCGGCCAGAAGGUGCGCACGCCGCUUCAGGUUCCUCAUGUCUGCAGAUGCAUUCAGAUGCAUGCAUGGUGCAAUUGCUGGCUGGUGUACAUGUAUGUAAUCAAUGCAGGUGGUCAAGAGCAGCUCUGCCGCCGCCAGACGCAGGACCACAGCAGGGCCCAGCGUGGGGGGCAGUGCGGGGCAGAGCAAGGCAGCGGGCAAGUCUGUCCGUCCACAGCUCACGGAGGAGGACCUCAAAAACCCAAAGAUACAGCAAAUGCUCUGCAACGCCCAAAACGAGGUCAGCUAGCGGGGAGCCGGAGAAAUAGAAGGGCAGAGAGACGAGAAUGCAUUGAACUGGUGUUCGUCGGUUGUCUGGUGUGCCCUUGUUUGUGUGGCAAUCAAUCUCUGUAUACAAUACAUGCAGGAGUUGUUUCGCAUCCCCGCAGACUGGACCCGCUACGAGCCGGACGAUCCGACGUGGGACGAGAUCCGUGUCAAGAUCGCUAAGCGUCUGCUGGGGUGUGUGACGGGCCUCAACAUGCGCCCUAGCACCGUCUUCUUCGCCAUGCGUCUCUUCGACAGGUUCUGGUACAAAGGUACGGAGGGAGGGACCGAAGGGACGCAGUCAAACCACUCAUAGAUACACGUGUUUGUGUGCGUGUACAUGGUGUGCUGUCCGCUGUGUCUUGCUUGGUCUGCUCUGUUGUUCUGUGUACAGUGAGCAUGUUGCGCUGGGAGGAUCUCAACUUCGGCAUCAAACUGGCGAACACCAACUACAGCGUCAAACUCAUCAGCAACACAUACCUGGUAGGUCGGUAGCUUGAGGAAAGAAAGGCCAUUGUCUCGGUUGGCUGACACGCACUCAUUCAUCGUGUGUGCAUGACAUUCGCCGCACCCACCCACCCACCCACCCAAUGGUUGUGUUGUGUUGAUUGGUCUGGCUGGCUGGCUGCACCGGAUGGAUGGAGUGCAGGUGGCCCACGGAUGUCUGUGGCUGGGGGCCAAGUUGAUGGAGGCCGAGGUGCAGGUGGCUGCCAAGCACAUCAAGGUCCUCAACAAGGCUAGCCCCAAGAAAUACACGGAGCAGUGUUUGGAGAAUAUGGAGUGGUGCAUCUUCGAGUGAGCGGAGGGAGCCACCACUGGAGACACGGACGGAGGGAGGGAGGGAGGGAGGGAGGGAGGGAGGGAGAGGGGAAUGAGACAGACAGACAGAUAGACAGACAGAAAGUCGACUGAUGUAUGUACACUGUCCACGGCCACCACCCCAUUCCAUUUUGUCUGUGUCUGUCUCGGCAGGGCCUUGGACUUCAACUUGGCGAGCGGCAAUGAGUACACGUACGUUGAGGUCAUGAGUAAGACGGCGGGGCUCGCUACCGGCUCCAAGGCCCUCGAGUUGGCCCACCGCAUCACGGUAGCAAGAUAGGAAGAAUGAAUGCGCAACAAGGAAAAAUCGUGUGUCUCUUUGUUUUAAGGAACUGGCCCUGUUGUCCUUCAACUUCGUCAAGUACACGCCCCGCAUCAUCGCAGUACGUCGGCCCGCAGUCACACACACACACACACACACACAGAGAGAGAGACAGAGAGAGACAACUCACACACAUGUCUGUGUUGCUCAAAUGCCCCCAGGCGGCGGCCGUGUGUGUGGCCCGUCAUCUCGAGUUACACGCCAAGGGCGCUGAAUGGGUGGGUGGGAGGGGCCAAAUAGGCAGGCAGACAGACAAGACACUCCGAUGCAACGACUAGACGACACAGUCUGGUUGUGGAGGCCUCUGUGUGGGUGUAUGCAUUUGUGGCCUUCAGACGGACGAGUUGGUGCAUCUGACCCGCCUCACUGCGUCUGACAUAUCCGGCUGCGUGCAGGAGAUGGCAUCCUACCUCCCGGCGCACCUCGAAACACCAGACAACACGAUAAAGAUCGACAUAUGACGGUGUGGAAGCAACCAUACUCGUUGGCCUCCUCAACCAUGUGUGAUUUCUUGAUGUGUGCUUUCCUUCCUGUACAGGCAUUCAAGAUCGCUGACAGGGAGGGCUUGGCUCCAUACAUGGAUGAGGGGUGGAUGGAUGUGACGGAUAGAUAGACAGACGCCCAUAAUGGUCGCGUGUUCAUGUGUGGUUCAAUGACAGUGACAAUGCCAAGUGCGAUGUGCAUGAAUGCGAGUGCUAAUUAAUUACCC